This is a messenger RNA of Anopheles moucheti, 3062 nucleotides long. Its product is annotated as mucin-5AC. Lineage: Eukaryota; Metazoa; Arthropoda; Insecta; Diptera; Culicidae. Bases 377 to 2548 code for a protein of 723 amino acids. The transcript is spliced from 4 exons. The record is from RefSeq and is a predicted model, not a curated record.
CACGGCCAUGCUUUUUGGGGGAGGGAAGCAUACUGCAUUAACGCCGGAAACAUGCCAGAAAGGAAUGACUGGUGAAAGGGGUCCACCCGGUUGAACGGAGUGAAACGGCAUGAUGCGCGUAGUUGCUCCAAUAUCAUUAGUGGCCAAUUUAAGGUGUGAAUUUUAAGUUUUGCACUGCUGUGUAUUGUGUUGUUCUAUUGUGUGUAUGUGUGUGUGUGGUUGAGUGUUCGUGUGUCUAUAUAAGCAACUUAAUACGAAGAAAGAAAACGAAAGCAGUUCGAACGCAGCGAUCCAGCGAUCCCAACACUUGAAGAUUGCGGUCAUCAUCGAAAUCAAAAACACUACAGGAACAGCAAGAAGUGAUUCUUACCAUAAAAUGCAGUCCAUUAGGAUUGCAGCGUUUGUGCCCCUUUUGCUGGUUCUGCUGCUGGCAGUACUGGUCGACGGAUGGCCAUAUCCACGGCCAUUACCGCAAAACUUAAGACGACUGCCGAGGCGGAACGAUUUUGUUGCUUACAAUUUGCACCGCAUCAUACGACCGCGCGAUGUUAACGAUCUGGAUGUUGAUCAGGCGCGAAAGGCCAUGCACGAUGUGCACGAAACGAUCGCUGAAGUACAACGGCUGCUGGCUCUCGAUCCUUCGCUUCCUAGACUGACCAGGGGAGAAAUCGAGGAAUUGUUCGAAAAUGUAACGCGGGAAGAGUUUGCCAAAUCGCUACGUGCUGGAGAUCACCAUCGGGCGCAGCAUAUGCGUGCGCUCAUGCUCGUUCUGCCAUACCAUGCGAACAACAUGUCGCCGGAAAAUAUGCAAAAGAUAUACACCCGUCCACCAGUGACUCGAAUUGUUGGGGCCGGUACCAACACGAAACCGAUCAUUGCCGAAACGCUACCAAUAACGCCGGCACGGUUUAUCGCGAGCACUACUACUGCUACUACUACAACCACCUCGACUGCUGCAGCGACAACAUCUGGCCCGCGCACAACGACUGCUGCCAUCCCGGUAACAACAAUCCGUUAUACAACGCCGCGUCCAACUACUUUCCAUCCAACGCUACCAGAACGGAUGCGCGAUCCUACUCAACGAAAGGAAAAUUUAAACGACCUUCUUGCCUCGAUCGGAUUGUCGCAAAGCUCAGAGGAACUUUCCACCCCUCCGACGUUCCGCCCAUUACCAGCCGCUAUGACGACCAUAGCAUCAUCCACUUCGUCUUCGUCAGCACCGGAAGACCCCGUUAACAAUGCGAUCAAUGUGGAUGAUCCGAAAGUGGCGCAAGAGCUAAAAGAUCUGUUGCGAUCGUUCGGUUUGCUGAAGGAUGGGGACAGUGCUGUCAGUGCGAAUAGUCCACUACCACACGCAGAACGACUGGUCGACAUACAACCGGCAGCACUGGUACUGCACGAACCGCUUAAGGUGGAAGAAUCGACACCAACGAUUGAGGAACCGAAAAAGCUAACGGUCGAAAAUACUGGAGGGCUCACGCAAGCUAACGUUAAACCGGAUGAUUAUGUUGCCUUUAAACCUCUACCGAUCGGCGCAUCUUCGGAUGAUGAGGAUGCAAAACCGAUAGACGAAGAGCUGGAUGCUUUACUAAAGUCCUUCGGUUUGCGUGGUCCUGGGCCACGCAACAAGAAAUCGAUGCAUCCGGAAGUGACUCAAAAACCACCGAUGGUGAUGAAAUCAGUUCCGUCUAUCGAUGCAGAUCUAGUAGCACCACAGCUAAUGUCCGUGCUGGGGACGCUAGGCAUACAAAUGAAACCUGGCCAACAGCAAGCUUCACUAUCCACGGGAGCGACUCCGUUAGUUCGGAGAAGGGAGAAAACACCGCGUAAACUAGAACCACCGGUGGAUCAAACUCCAUCCGCAGCACAUUUACGCGUCAGUAAUGAGGAUUACCGGAAGUUAGAACAGCUAUGGCAAACGGUUAAACAACUCGAGAAACUGAACACAUCCCUUACGGACGAUUCCCUUGAUGUACUCAAUCCGAAACAUUACAAUUUAAGUCCAUCGCUACUGGCACAGGGGCCCGAUCCGCUACUCGAUGGCAUUGGUGAUCGUGAAAGACUGAACGAGAUCAAGAAGCGUCAGGAGCCGGCCACAUCUACUACUACGACUACUUCGUCGGAUCUGACUGAUGAUGGUGUGGCAACGGAGAGUGACAGUCCCUUCCGUUUCAGUUUACAGCUUAACACUAGCGGAAGUGGUACAACGAGUGAUGAUACCGAACAGGAUGAUUCAACAGCUAAGACAACGACCAGUGACAUCACACCUGACACGACGACGAACUCCCCCAGUACCACUGCCUCUCCAACUACCACAACGACGGAGAGUGCCCGCAAUGCUGCAUUGGAAGACUCAUUUCCCUCAUCCGAUCUAGCCGGAGAUCCUGUAAAUGAGGAACCGCUACCACCACCACGUCGAAACGGAUUUUACUUUUUGUACGACUGGAACUCAUUCUUGGAGGUGGGCGAGGAACCGAACAAGGUCAUUAUCCGUUACAACCCACAGGCAGGCGAUCCGAGCCGCUUCCUACCGGUCACUGUACCGUAGAGAUGAAACUUUAAAAUUUGGGUCACACUGAAAAGGCCAGGCUGUAAAAAGGAAGUUAAAACAAUUGUGGAUAAACUUAUACACAUCCCAUGGGUUUUAAGAAGGGACCGAUUAGUGUACAUAGUUAAGCUUCCUUUGCUCUGUAGCGCGUAACGAGUAGAACUAAAUUAUCCCUUAUUUAUUAUCCUUCCGGUACUUUUUUUCUCUCUCGGAGGAGCAAAAAGUGUUUCUCUUUUGAAGUGGGGUGCCACAGGAAGGAAUGGAAGCUAGGGAGCUUCUGGUACAUGUAAGCAAGAUUAGCAAGAUUUCGCUGUGCACAGUGGGUAUGAUAGAAUUAGCUUUAUGGAUACGGGGUUCGUAAUAGAGUAGAAUUAAAUCUCCUCGCAAUCGCGACGGAUGAAGAGCAUGAUUUUAACGUCAGCAUACGAUAAUACGUUUUGUAUAGAAUCGCACAACAAGGUUUGAAUUAUGGGAGCCAAUGAAACUAACUAAGCUCAUGAAAAUAAAGUAUAAC